CAGCGCCAAACAUUCAGGUCAUAUUGUCAGAUUAACAAGAAAGUGAAGAAAACGGUUGCUUUAUCAAACUUCACACCUGAAUUACACGAUUUUAUGUCAAGUCAUUGAAACGGACAUAUUAUCAAGUGGCUGGUAGUGACUGUUAUUUGAUAAAUCUGAUAUCAGUAGAAAGUGGAGGUUUUACACACUCAUCAUUCUGUAUUUAAACUCUCGUGUGGUUAACAGAAAUACUAAAUUAACUUGAGUGUCAAUCACUACUGAGGUUUUACUUUUAACUGAAGCACAAACAUCUCAGAUGAGGUAAAAUUCUGUGAUGUGAAGUUUGUCAGAGAGUGUGAUUUGUAGACGCUCCCUUAGCUGAGCUGCAGUAUGGCGCGUUUGACUGCAUGUGAAUAUCAGAACGAAAAAUAAAAUAUCUGAUCUCAUAAGAGAUCGGCAUCAGAUAUCAAACACAAACACACACACGGGUCAGGAUGGAACAUACUCCCGAGAAACACAGCAAAGAAGUGGAUAUUUAUCGGGACACAUGGGUGAGAUUUUUAGGGUAUGCUAACGAGGUGGGAGAGGCGUUUCGCGCACUGGUGCCGGUCAGUGCAGUGUGGGCCAGUUACGCUGUGGCCACUGCAUAUGUGUCUGCUGACGCGCUAGACAAAGGCAAGAAAGCAGCAGCGGCUCACACUGAGGAUCAUGGAAAGGCGGUGCGGGUAGCCGUCGCUGUGGUCGACACGUUUGUCUGGCAAGCUUUGGCUUCAGUGGCCAUUCCUGGAUUCACCAUCAACCGCGUUUGUGCCGCAUCGCUCUUCCUGCUGGGAAAAACCACACGAUGGCCACUUCCUGUGCGCAAGUGGACCACGACCGCCAUCGGCCUCUCCACCAUCCCAUUCAUCAUCACACCCAUCGACAGGUCGGUGGAUUUCCUGUUGGACUCCAGCCUGCGGAAACUUUACGAUGAAGGAGAAAAACGUGAAUGAGCCUUGUGACAACACUGACCUCUGACACCUCCAGCCAGCACGAGCGUCUCUUAAGUUGACGUAAUUUCUGGCAUUUUAGAUGAACUGUGCCUCUUAAUUUGCAUGUGUCUCAAUGGUUUUUGUCUGUGUGGUUGUUUGUUUUCAGAUGUUUACUUCAGCUCUUUUGUCACAUUAUUGCAUGAUUUUAUUACAGCGCUUUAAAGUCAGUAUGUUUCUGGUGAACGGUUGAAGAAUCCAGUACUGUAUGCUUCCAAACUGUGCAAAUGAUAAACUAGUGAAGGCUAAGUUUCUAAAUACUGUAAUAUCAAAUCAAUUUUAAGUGUUUCUGGUGAUCUGUCAUUAAUGUUUAAUCUCAUGGUAAAGGGAUCAGGUGCAUUUCUAAUGAAGCCAUAAACUCUAUGCAAGUUCAGUUCUGAAUGUUUUGCAGGAGCAUAAAAAGUGGAAUUUAAUAAACAAAUAUUUUUUAAUCAAACG
This is a messenger RNA of Labeo rohita (rohu), 1445 nucleotides long. RefSeq names its product mitochondrial fission process 1 (gene mtfp1). The record is from RefSeq and is a predicted model, not a curated record. The transcript is spliced from 4 exons. NCBI's taxonomy places the organism in Eukaryota, Metazoa, Chordata, Actinopteri, Cypriniformes, Cyprinidae. Gene Ontology annotation, biological process: mitochondrial fission. Bases 474 to 971 code for a protein of 165 amino acids. Gene Ontology annotation, cellular component: mitochondrion.